AUGGAGCCCAGUCACAUUUUCACGGCUCUGUCCCCCAACCAGAGUGGCGUGGAGGUGGAAGGGGGAGAGUGGAGCGCGGCGCCCCAGGCUUGCCCCCUCAGACCCCUGCCUGUCAUCUACUACAGCACCCUGCUCUGCCUCGGCCUUCCAGUAGCCAACCUGCUGACGGUGCUGGUGCUGUGUCAGCUGAUGGCGCGGCGUCAGAAGUCGUCCUACAUCUACCUGCUGGCGCUGGCGGCCGCCGACAUCCUGGUGCUGCUGCUGGUGGUCUUCACCGACUUCCUGUUGGAGGACUUCCUGUUGCGAUCUCCUCUGCCGGGAGCAGUGCAGAGCACAGUACAGGUGCUGGAGUUCUGGGCGCUGCACACGUCCGUGUGGGUGGCGGUGCCCCUGACGGUGGACCGCUACGUGGCCGUGUGCCACCCGCUGCGCUACCCCUCCAUCUCCUACCCGGCCCGGACGCGGCGGGUCAUCGCUGCGGUGUACCUGGGCUGCCUGCUCACCGCCACCCCGUACCUGUGGUGGCCCGACCUGUGGAUCGGCCUCUCUGCCGUCGGGAGAGGAGCCCCAGGAGCCCCAUUAGCCGGAGGUGGAGAUGGUGGACAUAGGAAUCGGACGGUGGGCCAGCACGCGCUGGUGUGGACGCACUGCCUGACGGUGUACGCAGCCCCCUGCUCCGUCUUCUUCGCCCUCAACACGGCCAUCGUCAGGCGCCUGCGCAGCCGCCUGCGCAACCACGGCACCCAGGGUGGCGGUCACGGGCGCCUCCGCCUGCGAGGCCUGGCCACCGGCCGCACCACCGCCAUCUUGCUGGCCGUCACCUCCAUGUUCGCCAUCCUGUGGCUGCCGCGCACGGCCCUGCUCCUGUACCGCCUCUACACCCCCCACCACAACUACCACCGCCACGGGGACCAGCAGGGGGCGCAACACCAGGGUGACCCGCAGCAGGCCGCCCGGCUGCUGCAUCUGAUGGUCGACGUGGCCAACAUGCUGGCCCUGCUCAACACCGGCGUCAACUUCUUCCUCUACUGCUUCAUUAGCAAGCGCUUCCGGGCGGUGGCGGCCAGCGCUCUCCGGGCGCUGCCCCGCUGCCGCCCCCCGCCGCCGCCCUUCUACGCCGGGCACCACCUCGGCGGCGCCGUCUCGGCCUCCAGCAGCCCCUGGAUCUCGCCCGCCAACUCGCAGCGGGUCCGGAUGUUCGUGUACCAGUACGACAAGCACGGCCGCCCCGUCUGCAUCUCCUCCUGA
Molecule: messenger RNA, 1248 nt
Organism: Engraulis encrasicolus (European anchovy)
Lineage: Eukaryota; Metazoa; Chordata; Actinopteri; Clupeiformes; Engraulidae
Gene: gpr139
Product: G protein-coupled receptor 139
Exons: 5
Coding region: 1-1248 (415 amino acids)
Biological process (GO): phospholipase C-activating G protein-coupled receptor signaling pathway
Cellular component (GO): plasma membrane
Molecular function (GO): G protein-coupled receptor activity
Source: RefSeq, a predicted model, not a curated record